Molecule: messenger RNA, 703 nt
Organism: Brienomyrus brachyistius
Lineage: Eukaryota; Metazoa; Chordata; Actinopteri; Osteoglossiformes; Mormyridae
Exons: 2
Coding region: 17-703 (228 amino acids)
Source: RefSeq, a predicted model, not a curated record
AGACAAGACGCGAAAGAUGUCUGCCUUCAUCUACCUGCGGAGAAUCGACUGGCUCCUGCCAAAUGACGCCGUCAGUGUCCGGAUUGCUCCGGAAGACAUCCCCGGUUCAGUCAGCCAUGGACGAACCAGUACCAGCAGUGGAGGCCGUCGGAGGAAAUGCCACACUGGGCCGCCGGCACCCAGCUCCCUCACCAUAUCUGGAUCUGCUCCCAUCCCGGUGGCGACCAGCAGGGCUCAGCAGGGCAGAAGACGCCGUAGAAAUACGGCGGGAGGCCGGUCAGGCCGUAGAAAGAAGUACAAAAAACAGAAGGGGCCAUUUACCAAAAAUUUACAGAAGCUGCUAACCUUCAGUGACAGCAAAUUGGCAAACCCCUUUGACUCAAUCCAGGUGGGUGACCAGAUCCCGUGUGAGGAUCUCACCCAGAGUGACGACGAGGUUGCUAGCAUCCUGUGUCGCACUCCAUCAAUUUUAGAGCCUGAGCUGCUCACCAGCCUUCUCUUCCACUUCCUUCUUAUUUCCAUCACCAGUCCCAUCCUCUUUUGCCUCCUCUCCAUCCCCAUCUUUUUUUACAGACUCUCCUCCUCCGUCACCAUGUGUAGUCUCACCUGUAAGCCCAGCUCCACACCCAUCUUCAGCUCCAGCCAUGGUUCAUCCCACCCCUCUGUAUCAGGUUCCAGCGCAGGCUGCAGCCCCCUCAUCUGA